UGCACGUUGAAUUCCUCGUUUAGUCAAAAUGCAAGAUUUACCGGGAUUUGCUGAUCCCAAUACAGCUGUGGAUAUAGAUCCUGACGAUGAACCGGUUAAAAAGAAAGGACCUAAAAAAAGUGGUGGAUUUCAGUCUAUGAAUUUGAGUUUUAAUUUAAUUCGAGGUAUCACUAAAAGGGGCUAUAAACAACCAACACCAAUUCAAAGGAAGACAAUUCCUUUGAUAUUAGAAGGAAGAGAUGUUGUUGCUAUGGCUCGAACAGGCAGUGGUAAAACUGCUUGUUUUCUAAUUCCCAUGUUUGAGAAGUUAAAAAUUCGCAGUGCGAAAGCCGGAGCAAGAGCUCUGAUAUUAUCACCAACCAGAGAAUUGGCACUACAGACACUUAAAUUUAUCAAAGAAUUGGGAAGGUUCUGUGAUCUCAAGGCUGCAGUAAUUCUGGGUGGUGAUUCAAUGGAUGAUCAAUUUUCUGCCAUCCAUGGAAAUCCAGAUAUAAUUGUUGCAACUCCUGGCCGUUUCUUGCAUGUAUGUGUUGAAAUGGAAUUGAAGUUGAACAGUAUAGAAUAUAUAGUAUUUGAUGAAGCCGACAGAUUAUUUGAAAUGGGAUUAGGAGAACAGCUUACAGAAAUAGUGGGGCGAUUGCCAGAUGCCAGACAAACUGUUAUGUUUUCUGCAACUCUACCAAAGGUCUUAGUAGACUUCGCAAAAGCAGGUUUAAGCGAUCCAGUGCUUCUUAGAUUGGAUGUGGAAUCAAAGUUGCCUUCAACUUUACAACUGUGGUAUUUUCCAGUCAGACCAGAGGAAAAAUUAGCUGCACUAUUGGUUCUGCUUAAAUCACACAUUGACAAAAAACAACAGACAGUGGUUUUUGCUGCUACCAAACAUCAUGUGGAAUAUUUACAUGUGAUUUUGGAUAAAUUUGGUAUAAGCAACACUUAUAUUUAUUCAAACUUGGACCCCUCCGCCCGCAAAAUCCACGCAGCGAAAUUCAGUACAGGAAAAGUUAAAGUUCUUGUUGUAACAGAUGUUGCUGCAAGAGGUAUAGAUAUACCUCAAUUGGACAACGUGAUUAAUUACAAUUUCCCUGCUAAACCCAAAUUGUUUGUGCACAGAGUUGGUCGUUGUGCCAGAGCUGGAAGAGAUGGUACUGCUUUCUCACUGGUUACACCUGAUGAAUAUGCAUAUCUAGUCGAUUUGUAUCUAUUUCUUGGACGACCUCUCGACAUUGCAACUGAGAAAAAUAAACAGGGAUCCAUAGGAAAAAUUCCGCAAUCCUUGAUAGAAGAACAGCACAGUUCCCUUGUCACACUUCAUGAUAAUCAAAUUGAUUUGGUUAGUAUGAGGAAGGUCACAGAAAAUGGAUAUCAGCAAUACUUAAGAUCUAGACCACCAGCAUCAAGUGACAGUAACAAAAGAAUAAAAGAACUUCCAAUAUCCACAUGCUAUAUUCAUCAUCUGUUCAAGUCUAGUGAAUUUGAAAGUGAAUGUGAAAGGGAAAGUCUUUUGGAUAAAAUGAAAAAUUAUAGACCUCAAGGAACAAUAUUUGAAAUCUGUGGUAAAAAUAAAUCUCAAGAAUAUUUAACAAUGAAAGAAAAACGAGCAGUGCACAAGGAUAAAAUAGCAGAUCAUCAUCAGAAAGUUGAGAAGAAAAAAAUUGAAAUUGAAUCUGCCUUAACUACCCAUGAAACAAAUUUACAGAGCAGUAAUCAGGAAGACAUACAAGAAACAUUUCAAAAAGUUGUGGUUCCCAAAAAAAGAAAAAUUGAUGAUUUGUAUAAACCUAAAAACAAAAAGCAGAAAGUUAAAGAUGAAAAUUAUAUUCCAUAUGCUCCUAAGGAUCAACAUACAGAAGAAGGAUUGGCAAUUAAUAGUUUUGUCAAAGAAGCAAACAGAGUGCAAAUGGACAUAACUGGGGAUUCUGAAGAAACUAUGAGGAUUGCAAAACAAACUAAAAAGUGGGAUAGAGUAAAGAAAAAGAUGGUUGGAGUGCCUGAUCCCAAAGCAGGAAAAAUUAAGACAGAAUCUGGAGUGUGGAUUCCCGCUACCUUCAAAAGUAAUCGCUACGCGCAAUGGAAAGAAAAGACAAAAGUGGAUAAUGAGGAUAACAAUGAUGAUGAGGAAGAGGAUAAUACACCUCAAAAUGUUACAAAAGGACGUCCAAACACUCACUGGGCUAGACAUAAUGAAAAGAUAAAGUUGAAACAAAGGAAGUCUGAGAUGAAGAGUACAGACCAAAUUCUGAAGGCCAGACAGAUUGCUGAAAAGAAAAAGCAAAGACAGAAAGGCAAAAAAGGCAGAGGUAAAGGUAAAGGGAAGAGACCUAGAAAAUAGAAUGUAUAUAAAGUAUUUUAUAAAAUAAAUUUAUUAUUCAUUUUGCCUACA
Messenger RNA from Aethina tumida (small hive beetle), 2380 nucleotides. RefSeq names its product ATP-dependent RNA helicase DDX54. The coding region runs from base 29 to 2329 and encodes 766 amino acids. Gene Ontology annotation, cellular component: nucleus. The record is from RefSeq and is a predicted model, not a curated record. Gene Ontology annotation, molecular function: RNA binding; RNA helicase activity; ATP binding. Lineage: Eukaryota; Metazoa; Arthropoda; Insecta; Coleoptera; Nitidulidae. The transcript has 10 exons.